This is a messenger RNA of Fusarium pseudograminearum CS3096, 903 nucleotides long. RefSeq lists its product as uncharacterized. Bases 1 to 903 code for a protein of 300 amino acids. NCBI's taxonomy places the organism in Eukaryota, Fungi, Ascomycota, Sordariomycetes, Hypocreales, Nectriaceae. The record is from RefSeq and is a predicted model, not a curated record. The transcript has 4 exons.
AUGGACCACUCCGAUGAUUCUGACUUUUAUGGGGACGAGGAGACCGUUAUGGACCUCCACCGUCGUGUACAAGAUUUCGAUGUUCAAGGCUGGAUGCUCCAGCAGCAGCAAAGCCCUGGAAGACCAAUUCCUCGCAAACACAUCCAUGCAGACACACCACAUCUCCACAAUCCUUAUGCCGGGGUGCAUUAUGCGUGGCAGCUCACCGAGACUGUAGACGAAUUUCUCACACGCAUGCCACCAAGGACAACAGACAUCACAGAGGACACACCCUGGAUCUUCAUAUGCAACCCGUAUAUCGCCCGUGUGGAGAAAUCCUUGGCACAGAAUCAGCACAGCAAGGGCAAUGAAGAUGAAGCCCCCGAGGAAGAAGGCAGCAAAACCGAGCUUGUCGUGGAAGGCGGCCUUGAGAGAUUGGAAAUUCUGUCCAAAUUCCUCGAGGGCGUUCGAAAAAGCAGAAAAGUCCCUGCAGCGCAAGAACGAGAGAUGAACGCAGAGAGAAAAAAAGCUUCUGACGAUAUACUGCACUUGGCACAUGUUGCCAAAGUCAGAGCUGGCAAGUGGAUGCUAUUCUGCCCGCCAGCAGAGGUCAAUGAUGUGUGGGAUAUCAUCGCAAAGGCAACAGCCAACAACGAGCUUGGCAUCGCAGCAAAGGUUGCUCCUCGACCAGCCGACGACGAUUUUCGCAAAGAUCGGCUCGUCUGCGUGUACACAGCCGACUUCGCAGACAAGGCCGACGUGGGCAGGGUCCUUCAGAAGCUGCGAGAGCUCAGAUUGGUAGAGAUUCGCGGAAGACCGAUUUACUAUAAGCCAGAUGCAUAUACGUACAUUGGGAUAUCUUUCGGAAAUCCAUGGGGUCUGAAAGCGUCGAUCUAUAACUCAUCUGACAUCUUCCAAACCUGA